Molecule: messenger RNA, 1991 nt
Organism: Prunus persica (peach)
Lineage: Eukaryota; Viridiplantae; Streptophyta; Magnoliopsida; Rosales; Rosaceae
Product: 1-aminocyclopropane-1-carboxylate oxidase homolog 1
Exons: 3
Coding region: 264-1241 (325 amino acids)
Source: RefSeq, a predicted model, not a curated record
AAAUUCAAACUUUGGGAUGAAUGACUUAUCUUCUUGGGAAUUCCUGUGGAGCCUAUAAAUACUGCUGUACAUUGUUGGACAAAAGCACUAAUUAGCUCCUCCUCCUACAAACUUCCUUGAGCUUUUGUUCCCAUCAUCCUCCUAUAUAUCUACUUUCUACUUAGACAAGGGCUUUUACAGUUUUAUACUUAAGAGUCUUUUUGUUAAUCACGUACAUUGUUUUGAUCCAGAAAAAAAAAAAAAAAAAAAAAAAGAAAAGAAAAAUGGUGGCCGUAACCGGAGCACAUGAGAGGUUGGGAAGUGGUGCCAAACUCAGUAUCCCAACCAUUGAUCUUAAGGGCAUCGAUAGCAACUCAGUUUUACGAACUGAAGUUGUCGAGAAAAUUCGAGAUGCAUGUGAGAAAUGGGGUUUCUUUCAAGUUCAAAACGGAAUUCCUGUUGAAGUUUUGGAGAGGAUGGUGGAUGGGAUACGUGAGUUCCAUGAGAAGGAGAAUGAGCUUAAGAAACAAUUGUGUUCAAACUCAACGGAUUCUGGGAACAAGGAGCAGUAUAUGUCCAACAAUCGCUUUUUCAAAUCUUCACAGGGAAACUCGAGGGAUUCGUUUGUGUGCUAUAUGGCUCCUGAUCCAACCAAACCAGCAGACGAAUUACCCUUAGUGUGCAGAGAUAUAGUGAAUGAGUACUCAAAGCUAGUGAAGGAUUUGGGAUUUACUUUGUUUGAGUUGCUUUCCGAGGCUCUUGGGCUUAAGCCAAACCAACUUAAGGACGCGUACAUGGACUCUGUUGAGGGGCUUUCUAUUAUGGGUCAUUACUAUCCACCGUGUCCUGAAACAAAAUUGACUAUGGGCACCGGCAAGCACACUGAUGGCUGCUUCAUCACCGUACUUUUACAAGAUCAAGUGGGUGGCCUCCAAGUUUUGUAUGAGGAUCAAUGGAUUGAUGUUCGCCCCAUCCGUGGAGCUCUUGUCGUCAACGUUGGAGACCUUCUGCAGCUCAUCUCAAAUGACAAGUUUAUUAGUGUUAAUCACAGAGUUAUCGCGCAGAGUGUAGGCCCAAGAGUUUCUGUGCCAACCUUUUUUAGACCACAUGCAGAAAAUCCAAAAGCUUAUGGACCAAUCAAGGAGUUGUUAUCAGCAGAAAAUCCCCCAAUCUAUCGGGAAACUAAUGUUAAAGAUUAUCUGAAGCACUACCUCUCAGAACUGGUAAAGGGGAACUCCGCAUUAGAUAAUUUCAAGCUAUGAGGGAUAAUAAAAGCGCUUUGCUUUUGAUUCUAGGUACCGUUGUUAAUUUCUCCGUCAUCGUGGCUCUGUUGGCUGCAGGCUGUGCCUCUGGUCCUCUCCUAUGGCUAGGUUUUUUUAUUUUUCAGUGUCCUUUUGCUUUUUAUUUUAGGCCCACUUGUUUGGUCGUCCUAUUUGUGGUCUCAAAUUGUCUGUCUGAGAGUCAAUUAUUGUUAUGACGUGUAUGCUCUUCUAAUAAAAGUACUUUUGGAAACAAAGAAGAUAAAUAGUACAACUUUCUUGUAGCGUGUGAUGACAUCAGUUUUAAGCUAUGAAAGGAUAAAAGGGGUUGGCGUUGUCGCAGGUGCAUUGAAUUAUUUGUUACUCUUUACUCUGUUCUCUGUCAUCGUGGUCGUUGCUGCCGUCAACUCUGUUGGCUGCUGGUUGUGCCUCUGACUAGGGCAAGAAUUUUUUUUAGUCUCCUUUUGUUUUCUAUGAGGGGCCCAUUUGUUUAGGCCUCUUAUUUGUGGUUAGAUUUUGGUGGCGAGUUUGUCCGUUGGACUUGGUCCUCUCUUCUAUUUUUGGGUAUUUUAUUCUAGACUCAUUUCAUGCUAAAAAUGUUGACAAAAAUCCCUGUAUUACGCUUAUUCAAUCGAGACCUAAUUUGCAUUAGUUAAUACUUAUAUUUCCAUGACUAUUUUGCUCUAUAUAAUCCUUGCUUUAAGACUAUUGUAAUGGCUAUAAAAAAAAAAAAAAAAAAAAACCAUAAAAACA